Impatiens glandulifera is the source of this 2151-nucleotide messenger RNA. Its product is annotated as probable inactive receptor kinase At1g27190. NCBI's taxonomy places the organism in Eukaryota, Viridiplantae, Streptophyta, Magnoliopsida, Ericales, Balsaminaceae. The transcript has a single exon. Gene Ontology annotation, molecular function: protein kinase activity; protein binding; ATP binding. Gene Ontology annotation, biological process: protein phosphorylation. The record is from RefSeq and is a predicted model, not a curated record. The coding region runs from base 124 to 1944 and encodes 606 amino acids.
CUCUCUCUAAACACAGUCAAUGGCGACCAAUCCACCCCUCUUCCCAUCAUCAUACAUUUUCUCUAUAUCUCAACUUCCCAAAUCACAUAAUAUCUACUCCUCAAUAACAACAUCUCUUCAACAAUGAUCGAGAUCAAUUCCACUAUGAUCAAUCCAAUUCUCAUCUUAUCUCUAACCUUUCUCAUCCUCACAGUAGGAAUUUCCGCCAUUGAAGACGAUGUAAAAUGUCUCGAAGGCGUCAAGAAUUCCCUCAACGAUCCACAAGGAAAACUCACCUCUUGGACCUUCACCAACAUCUCCGUCGAAUACAUCUGUAAACAGCUUGUUGGCGUUUCUUGCUGGAACGAGAAGGAAAGUCGCAUCAUCAGCCUUCAACUCCCUUCUAUGGGUCUAACUGGUCAACUUCCGGAUUCACUUCAAUUCUGUAGUAGUCUCCAAAACCUAGAUCUCUCAGGAAACGAUCUCUCCGGUCCUAUUCCUUCACGUAUCUGUAAUUGGUUGCCUUAUCUCACAACCCUAGAUCUUUCUUCUAAUACCUUUUCCAGCUCGAUCCCACCGGAAAUCGCAAAUUGCAGAUUCGUUAAUAAUCUGAUCCUCGGUAAUAAUCGGUUGACAGGGAGGAUACCGUAUGGUCUCGGCCAGCUUGAUCGAAUAAGGAAGUUCUCAGUUGUGAACAAUAAACUAUCCGGUUCGAUUCCUUCCGAUAUAUCCAGUUUUCCAGCUGAUGACUUCGCUGGCAACAAUGAUCUCUGUGGGAAGCCGCUGAGUAGGAAGUGUGGAAAAUUAAGCUCCAAGAAUCUCGCGAUUAUUAUUGCUGCCGGUGUUCUGGGUGCGGUUGGUUCUCUUCUUCUAGCGUUAUUGCUCUGGCGAUGGUGCUUACUGCCAUCAUUGAAGAAGAAGAAAGACAGUAGCAAAUUGGAAAGUAGCUGGGUUAAGAAAUUGAAAGUGCACAAGCUUGAACAGGUAUCUUUAUUUCAGAAACCAUUAGUGAAAAUCAGAUUGAAUGAUUUAAUGGCAGCUACUAGUAAUUUCGAUUCCAAGAACAUAAUCAUGACCACGAAAACUGGAGUAACAUUCAAAGCAGUUUUACAUGAUGGAUCAGCAUUGGCGAUAAAGCGUUUAAGUUCUUGUAAACAUAGCGAAAAAAUGUUUGGACAGGAAAUGAAUAACCUUGGACAACUCAGGCACCCAAAUCUAGUUCCAUUGUUGGGUUUUUGCAUAGUGGAAGACGAGAGACUUUUAGUGUAUAAACAUAUGCCUAAUGCAUCAUUAUUCGAAGCCUUACAUGGAACAAGAACAGCAACAACUAAUGCAGGUCCAUUAGACUGGCAAAGUAGACUUCGAAUAGCUAUAGGUACAUCAAGAGGACUUGCUUGGCUUCACCAUGGAUGCAAACCUCCAUACAUUCACCAAUACAUAAGCUCAAGUGUGAUUCUGAUCGACGAUGAUUUCGAAAGCAGGAUAACUGAUUUCGGGUUAGCGAGACUAGUUGGUUCAGAUUAUUCUAACAGGCAAAACAUGGAUUUGGGUGAGUUUGGAUAUGUUGCGCCUGAAUAUGCAAGCACAAUGGUUUCGACGAAGAAAGGUGAUGUUUAUGCUUUUGGUGUUGUGCUUGUUGAAUUGGUGACUUGUCAAAAGUCUCUUGAAGUGGUUAAUGGUGGUGGUGAAGAUGGGUUUAAAGGGAGUCUUGUGGAUUGGAUCAAUCAGCUUAUUGUUUCUGAAAGGAUUAAAGAAGGUAUUGAUAAGUCUAUUGUUGGUAGAGGAAAUGAUGAUGAAAUCUUGCAAGUGAUUAAGAUUGGAAGAAGAUGUUUGGUUAAUGAACCUAAAGAUAGACCUUCUAUGGUUAGUGUUUAUCAGUCUUUAAAGACAAUUGGCAUUAAACAUGGAUUUUCUCAACAGUUUGAUGAUGAAUUUCCCAUUGGGGAAGAAGAUGAUCAAGAGUAGUAAUGUUAAUGAAUUGUAUUAACCCUAAAAAAACUUGUAAGUUAUAUAUAGGAUGUGACGACGAUUUCGAUAUGUUUAUGGUUUCCUUUUUCCUAUUGCUUAUUAUUAUUUUCCACUGAAUUUAGGAGGCAGAUGGAAUUAUGUUACAUAUUUUGAUCGAAUGUGAUGGUGGUAUGUACAGUUUUUUGUUUUGUUUUGUUUUGGUUA